GAAGGCGCUAACAGCGGCUAGCUGCGGUUAACGGUACGUUAGCUGCCUGGAGGAAGAGGCGGACGGUGCUGACGCACUGCAGCUGCAACAACAACCUGGCAGUGACAGCGUGCUGCUGGGGAAAAGGCAACAGAGCCCAGAGAGCCGGCAAACACAGCAGCUGUUCCCUCCAGUCUGAUGGCUGAGCAUUAGUUAGCCCGCUCCGGUCUGUCGGCAUGGAAGACACCGUGGGAACCGGAGGAAAUGGGGACCUAAACGCGAACCUGGGGUGGCGGAGAACCGGGGACCCAAAGCUGGACAAGGCGGUGCAGCAGUGGCUGGACUGGGACAGGAACAAAUGGACUCGGGCUCAGGUGGAGUCUCUGGUGGCGGCGGGUCGCCUGGAGGACCUGCGGUCCAGACUCUGCAGCCGGAUGAGCUUCGGUACAGCCGGACUCAGAGCCCCGAUGGGAGCCGGAUUCAACCGGAUCAACGACCUCACCGUCAUCCAGUCCUCACAGGGCCUUCAUGCGUACCUGUGCAGGUGUUUUGCUGACCUCGGCAGCCGGGGCGUCGUCAUUGGAUACGACACCAGAGGUCAGGAGGAGAGCGGCUGCAGCAGUCAGAGGCUGGCCAAGCUGACGGCUGCAGUGAUGCUUAGCAGAGACGUUCCUGUCCAUCUCUUCUCCUCGUUCGUCCCGACUCCUUACGUGCCUUACGCUGUGAAGAGACUGGGAGCCGCAUCUGGAGUGAUGAUCACUGCGUCACACAAUCCCAAAGAGGACAACGGCUACAAGGUGUACUGGUGUAGCGGCGCUCAGAUCGCCUCCCCUCAUGAUAAGGAGGUGCUGCGCUGUAUAGAGGAGCAGCUGGAGCCCUGGAGCGCCUCCUGCUGGGACGAGGAGCUGGUGGACCGCAGUUCGCUGAGGACCGACCCCCUGACCCAGAUCAACAGCUUCUACAUGGACGACCUCACUUCCCUCUGCUUCCACAGGGAUCUGAACAGCAGCUGCACGUUAAAGUUCGUCCACUCGUCCUUCCACGGAGUCGGUCACGACUUCGUCCGGCAGGCCUUUCAGGUGUUCGGCUUCGUCUCGCCCGUUCCCGUCCCUGAGCAGAAAGACCCCGACCCAAACUUCUCCUCUGUUCGCUGCCCAAACCCAGAGGAGGGAGAGUCUGUCCUGGAGCUCUCACUCCUCCUGGCCGAGCGGGAAAACGCUCGGAUCGUCCUAGCAACCGACCCCGACGCUGACCGGCUGGCCGUGGCCGAGCGAUCUGACGGUUGCAGGCACGGGUGGAAGGUGUUCUCAGGAAACGAGCUGGCUGCCCUGUUGGGAUGGUGGAUGUUCUUCAACUGGAAGGAGAGCCAUCCAGACCCAGCAGACACCAACAGCGUCUACAUGUUGGCCACCACCGUGUCGUCCAAGAUCCUGCAGGCCUUCGCUCGCAUCGAGGGUUUCCACUUUGAGGAAACUCUUCCUGGCUUCAAGUGGAUCGGGAACAGAAUCCAUGAGCUCUCCAAAACCGGAAACAGGGUCAUAUUUGCCUUCGAAGAGUCUAUAGGUUUCCUCUGUGGUAGCAUCGUUCCUGAGAAAGAUGGCGUCAGCGCGGCCGUGGUCGUGGCCGAAAUGGCGGCGUACCUGCAGACCAGGAAGUUGAGUCUGAACCAGCAGCUUCAAAACAUCUACCGGACGUAUGGUUACCAUGUGUCCAAGACCUCAUACGUCACCUGUAACGACCCCCCCACCAUCCAGAGGAUCUUCAGCCGGAUCAGGAACUUUGCCGGAGACGGCUCGUAUCCAAAGGCGUGCGGCGACAUCGGGAUCGUCCAUGUCAGGGACGUAACCACGGGAUACGACAGCAGCCGGCCCGACCUCAGAUCAGUGCUUCCUGCUUCCAGGAGCAGCCAGAUGAUCACCUUCACGCUGCAGAACGGCGUCGUGGCAACGCUGCGGACGAGCGGCACCGAGCCAAAGAUCAAGUAUUACACCGAGUUCUGCGCCGCACCAGGAGAAAGCGACGUGUCCCAGCUGGAGGUGGAGCUCCGGAAGGUGACGGACGCUCUGCUGGACGAGUUCCUAGAACCCGACAAGAACCACCUGAUCCGCCGCUCCGUCUAGCCCCGCCUCCUGCUUCCUGUGGAGACAUCGCUUCCGGUAGCUGCUUCCUGUCCUCCGAUUGGCCGACGGGUGAUCAGCUGUCGCCCUGCAGAAAGUUAGAGGUUUAUUGAUGUGUAAAAGUAAAGAGAAACUCCAAUGUUUCUUUUAAAAUAUUAGAUUUUAUUUUAUUUAUCUUUGAGAUUUUCUUAAAAAAUAUAACAUAAAAAAUUCAGCUGGAGAUUAUUAGGCUUAGUUUUUCCAGAUUUUAAAACAAUUUAAUUUUCUGUAAAUGUUCAUAGCUUUAAGACUUGUGAUGUUUUGUGAAGAGCAAAAUUUAAAAAAAUUUUAAGUGAAUAUCAAACCAAAAACACAAAACAGCUGAAACUGGUCAGUUUUUGCUUAAGAAAUGUAUUUCUGUUAGAAACUUUCUGCCGACUCGUCAGAAAUCAUUUUAGUUUGCAGAAAUUGGUUGAAAUGUUUUCCUGCUUUGCUUUACUGUUGAUCAACAUUAAAAAAAAAA
Messenger RNA from Poecilia latipinna (sailfin molly), 2598 nucleotides. It is a transcript of the gene pgm2l1, whose product is annotated as phosphoglucomutase 2-like 1. Lineage: Eukaryota; Metazoa; Chordata; Actinopteri; Cyprinodontiformes; Poeciliidae. Gene Ontology annotation, cellular component: nucleus. Bases 216 to 2099 code for a protein of 627 amino acids. Gene Ontology annotation, biological process: carbohydrate metabolic process. The transcript is spliced from 14 exons. The record is from RefSeq and is a predicted model, not a curated record. Gene Ontology annotation, molecular function: magnesium ion binding; glucose-1,6-bisphosphate synthase activity; intramolecular phosphotransferase activity.